Molecule: messenger RNA, 3554 nt
Organism: Phlebotomus argentipes
Lineage: Eukaryota; Metazoa; Arthropoda; Insecta; Diptera; Psychodidae
Gene: cd
Product: peroxidase
Exons: 5
Coding region: 110-2623 (837 amino acids)
Biological process (GO): response to oxidative stress
Molecular function (GO): heme binding; peroxidase activity
Source: RefSeq, a predicted model, not a curated record
UGAAUUUGCAUGAUUAAUAGAAACAUAUAUACUGCGAUCUUUAAGGUGAAAAUAAGGUGAGUGUCGUGUGAAAAGUGUGAAUCAGGAACGACAUUUUGCUGUGCUUUGAAUGAAGAAUUUCUUCACGAUGGCGAGCGAGAGAACACCGCUCACUACGGAUAUUCCUCCGGGUCCCUCCUACGUAUUUCCCCGAGGAUUCAACACUCGAGCUCGACAGCGACAAAUCCGGCAGUUUCAGUGCUGCAUUUGUGCUACAUUUAUGGUGAUUUUCAUUGUGGCUCUGGUUAUAACUGUUUCCUACACUUUGACUGCCGGAGGAGGCGGUCCUGUGGACAAUUCCACCAGCACCCCGGCGUCAUUUGCUUUGGAGAAUGACACAGACACUCAAUCUAACAUCACAGACGGAGCUUUGGACGCGACAACGCUUGAAGCCUUCCAAGUUCUAUUGCAACUCAGUUGGCCAAUUGCAGAUGAAAGUCCAGACAAUUGGACGCUGCCUGAGCCCACGGAGAAGGAAAUUAAGGAGUCCGUGAGUGCUGGGAAGAAAGCUCUAGGAGACAAGGAGAUUCUUGAAGAGGGAAUUCCCAGUCCAGAUUCCGGGACACCAUCUUUUCGCCACCAGAAAUCGAUAGUAUCAACUCCUGAAGCUAGGGUCAUCACGAAGCGUGGAUUCGUAGAGAAUCAGGCGACAAAAGACUUUCUUUCGCGACAUAACAAUGCCACUCGCUCAAGACGCAACUCUGCAAGGAGACACUCUGUUGGCCGGGGCAUUCCCAUUGAUUUGGGUCAACCUCCAAUCCAACUGAAUUGCUCUCGCAUAUCCCACAUUUAUCGCACAGCCAAUGGAAGCUGCAACAACAAGGAUAAUCCCCACUUUGGAGAAUCACUGACACCCUUCAGACGCAUCCUGAAUCCUGACUAUGCGGAUGGCGUUGAAGAACCCCGAAUGUCUGACGAUGGAACAAACCUGCCGUCUGCCAGGAGGGUGUCCUUGGAGAUGCACAGGCCUUCUUUUGAGUCCGAUCCCAAAUUCACAGUCAUGAUGGCGGUUUGGGGUCAGUUUCUGGAUCACGACAUAACUGCAACUGCUCUCAACCAGGGUCAGAAUGGUCAACCGAUAGACUGUUGUUCGCAAGAAGCGCAGCAGCAUCCGGAGUGCUUUCCAGUUCCGAUCGGCAAAGAUGAUCCCUAUUUCGAUGAAUAUAACGUCACUUGCAUGGGAUUCGUAAGAUCUGCUCCUGCACCAACUGGCAGAUUCGGCCCCAGGCAGCAGCUCAAUCAAGCCACUGCGUUCAUAGACGGAUCUGCUGUGUACGGAUCCACCAACAGUCGGACGUGGAUGCUCAGGGAGAGAAGAGGAGGCCGUUUGAGGAUGUUCCACACACCAGACAAUCGCACUCUCUUGCCAAUCUCCACAGAUCCCGCUGAUGGAUGCAAUGAUGCUGAGCAGAAUGCUGCUGGAAGGUAUUGCUUCGAUACCGGAGAUCCUAGGGCCAAUGAGAAUCUCCUGCUCACAUCUAUGCACCUACUUUGGGCACGACAUCACAACAAUCUGGUGGAAGGACUGAGCAGUGUGAAUCCUAAUUGGACGGACGAGAAGCUCUUUCAAGAGGGCAGAAAGAUUCUUGGCGCCCAGAUUCAGCACAUCACAUACUCAGAAUUCCUUCCAAUUCUGCUCGGAUGGGAGUUAUGUGAGCACCUCAACCUCCUGCCAAGCAAUAAAAGUGAAGAUACUUAUCGCGAUGACGUUGAUCCAACAGUUGCAAAUAGCUUCGCUGCAGCUGCUUUUAGAUUCUCUCACAAUUUACUCCCAGGACUAAUGAAUUCCACUCGCGAUGGCAAUACCACUGAAUCUAUCCAUUUGCACAUGAUGCUGUUCAAUCCCUUCUCCUUGUGGCAUCCUCGAGGUGUGGACGAAGCUGUUGCAAGCGCUGUGGAUACGAGCUUAUCUCGACCGAAUGCUCGAUUUACGACAGAACUUACCGAGCGACUCUUUGAAUCGCCAAUGGAAAGCAGACCACAAAAGCCGUGUGGACUCGAUCUCGUGUCUCUGAAUAUUCAGCGGGGAAGGGAUCAUGGACUUCCUGGGUAUCCUGAAUGGAGAAGGAAGUGCGGCCUCUCACGAGCGGACUCAUGGCAGAAAAUGCGUGGAAUUAUGGGCCCUGAGAGUGUGCAACGCUUGCAAACACUUUACCAGCGUCCUGAAGAUGUCGAUGUCUAUACUGGAGCUCUUCUGGAGAAGCCAACAAACGACUCUCUCGUGGGUCCUGUGCUCCUCUGCAUGCUGGGCGAUCAGUUCGUGCGUCUCAAGGAGGGAGACUCUUUUUGGUAUGAACGAACCCAAGGACCUCAACGUUUCACACCAGCUCAAAGGAAUGAGAUUCGUAAGACCACACUGGCUGGAAUUAUUUGUGCCAAUGCAGAUGCAGUGGAUCAAGCCCAAAAGCAAGUAAUGCGAAGUGUCGACGAUGAUAAUCAAAUUGAAGAUUGUGAUUCUCUGGAUUCUUUUGAUUUUACUCCAUGGAAAGAAAAUACAUUCCAUGGAAUUAAGGUAAAUUCAGGACAGGCUAAAGUGUCAGCGCAUCAUUCGAAGAACAGAAAUGUAACUAAACCAUUAGAUUAGUUGUGGGAAUAUGUUCCCAAUUCAACCUAAAGUCAUGGAAAAAGUGCAAAAAUUCAUAAGAAUAUAUCAGAAUUCGCUUAUUGUUUCAUUCGAAAUUUUUAAUACAAAAUAUGUUUACAUAUAAGUUGGUUAAGGCUAAAAGCUGGGUCUUGAAAAUAUUGAAUUUUAGGCCAAAAUAAAUGAAAGAAUCUUCGGAGGUGUUUUGCGUAUAUAAAUAAGAUCAUUCACCGCCAUAAAAACUCACUAAAAGGUAAGAAAUUUUAGGUCUCGUCCAAGAAUAAUUUACAAUUCUCUCUCAUACAUUAUUUCAUGAAAUUGUGAAACAUCUUGCUUUCACUUUCGCUCUCUUUGCUAUGUUAUGUUAUAAGUUUCUUAUCAUUCAAAUGUUUGUGUUUCGCGUGACUCAUUUUAAGUCGUUUGCUUAUAUUGUCUCAAAAUUGCAACAUUAGCAGUAAAUUUCCAUCCAAUAUCUUAAAAGCGUUCUCUCGAACUAUCGUUUUCUAAACUUUAUUUUCCCCCAAUCGACUUCAAUAUCGCAUUAUCGUCACACCGUCACACCUACAAUUGAAGCCAUAAUAGUGAAUUGGCCGUGUGUGUUAUUGAUGGGGGACUUACCCUGUGUAUUACUCACUGGAGUGCAUUAAGCUUCAUUUCGCUUCAUUUACAAUUUGUGCACAAGUUCGAGUAAGUUAUCAAUACGCGGUAUAUUUCCAAAUUAAGUUAUUAUUUAAUACCCAGUUAAUCACUUGUGAAAAUUAUCACUGUUAUUGAGCUGGCGAUACGGGCAAUUCUGGCGGUAGUGGAGAAUCGCUGAAGACCACGACAGUAUCAGCAGUGUGCCGAAGAUUAUCCACACGGAAAUGAAGAGGAGCCUCCGGAAGAUUGUCCAUCCAGGAUGAAGGCUGUAAAUUGUCACUUCGUCCACCGUUAA